Messenger RNA from Chelonus insularis, 1200 nucleotides. RefSeq names its product peptidyl-prolyl cis-trans isomerase H. Gene Ontology annotation, molecular function: peptidyl-prolyl cis-trans isomerase activity. Lineage: Eukaryota; Metazoa; Arthropoda; Insecta; Hymenoptera; Braconidae. The record is from RefSeq and is a predicted model, not a curated record. Bases 518 to 1072 code for a protein of 184 amino acids. Gene Ontology annotation, cellular component: intracellular membrane-bounded organelle. Gene Ontology annotation, biological process: protein peptidyl-prolyl isomerization; protein folding. The transcript has 2 exons.
UAUUAAUUUAGUUUCGAUUGUGCUUUCAUAUUUAUUUAUUUUCAUAACAUGUGUUAAUUUCUUUAAAAAAAUACCAUUAAGUAAUAAACUAAAUCAGUACUUAUGCUUAUAAUGAAUAAAGUGUUUAUUUAGUUUACUUAUAAUUUAUUAUUGAUUAUAUUUUUAAUGAAUCCACACGGACGAAUGAUGUCUGUCUGUUUCUUGAUUUGUGAAAAUAGAAGAAUGUUUACAUGGAGUUGAUAGAUAUAUCUAUAAACGGAGUUUAACUUUGUUUCUAAGAUAAAUGAAAGUCAUCAUUAGAAAAAUUAGUAAGGUGGCAUUACUGAUAGAUUACAACCCGCGUGCUAAGCAUGAAUAUUAAGAGGUUAUGUUAGACUCAAGUCAUAACAGAAAACUCUAAACUAUUUACGUUUGUUAUUGAAUUUUUCAAUGAAAUUUGUAUCAGAUAUAAGUGCAUUAUUAUUCACAAAUUUAAACUAGUAAAUUGACAUUUUAAUAUAUUCAAUUUGUCAUUAACAUGCCUUCUUGGAAUCAAAUUCAAUCUCAACUUCGACAUCCAAACAAUCCAGUAGUAUUCUUUGACGUUUCUGUCGGCACAACAGAAAUAGGACGUAUGAUAUUCGAAUUAUUUGAAGACGUUUGUCCAAAAACAUCAGAAAAUUUUCGUCAAUUCUGUACUGGAGAAUAUAGAAAAGAUGGUGUACCAUUAGGAUUCAAAGGAGCUAUAUUUCACAGAGUUAUCAAAGAUUUUAUGAUUCAAGGAGGUGAUUUUGUAAAUGGAGAUGGUACUGGAGUAUUGAGUAUUUACGGUGGAAGUACAUUUCCUGAUGAAAAUUUUACAUUAAAGCAUGAUUCUCCCGGACUUCUGUCCAUGGCAAAUAGUGGAAAGGACACAAAUGGUUGUCAAUUUUUUAUAACUUGUGCAAAAUGUAACUUUCUCGACGGAAAACAUGUAGUUUUUGGUAGAGUAAUUGAUGGAUUGCUUGUAAUGAGAAAAGUAGAAAAUGUUCCAACAGGUCCAAAUAAUAAACCGAAAAUACCAGUAACUAUAUCACAAUGUGGCCAAAUGUAAAAUCAACAAUUAACGAAUAUUAAUUAUAUUACUAACCAAAACAUAAAUUAUGAUAAAUCUUAUUUUCAAGUAAAAUUUUAAAAUAAUUCGACAAACUUGUACAAAAUAUUUGUAUUCACAUAAUUAAU